CGUCGUUCUCACCAGGUGACAGACCAACUGACUGACCGACCCGCCGAGCUGGCUGCGCUGACGGAUCGACGGACUGCUUGCCUGCUUGCUUGCGUGCAUGCUUCAUUCAUCGCCGCUCUGCUACCUUCACCUUUCUCGACCAGCAGAUUGCGCUGCCGUGGCGAAGUGCGACCGGCUUCCAGUUCUCUGCCUCUGUCUCUGACGUACCUCCUACACGAUUGACUCUCGAGACACACUCGGCCGCGAGCUGUGAUACCUUACCGACUUCUUCCCUCACAUCACCUACCUUGCGCUCGCCUUUCCCGGUCUGCGCCUACCUACCCGCCCACCUACCUGCUCUCGUCCCACCGCCUCCAUCUCCGCCCACAGCGUCUACACCCCUACCAUAAUUCCGUUUAGCGCCGGAGAAGCAAGGCAUAGACCUCGCCCCGCAUUGGUAUUGCUACGAGCACAAGACGAGCCAGUGAACAACACAGCGCGAGGACACACGCUCUCGCUCAGCCAGCAGACAGCGAGCUUCCCGCGUAGCGAGGUCAUAGCGGAAGCCUCUCGGGAAGAUGGUGGAAGCUGCAGAUGGCGGUAGCCAGCCCACCUGGAAGUUCACACAGUGCUUUGGCGAUAAAGGCGAUGUUGAGGAUAUCACAGAAGCCGAUAUAAUCUCAACUGUCGAAUUCGAUCAAACGGGAAACUACCUCGCUACGGGUGAUAAAGGCGGACGAGUAGUUCUGUUCGAGCGAAACGAGACCAAAAAGACAUGCGAAUAUAAGUUCCACACGGAGUUUCAGUCUCAUGAACCCGAAUUCGACUAUCUAAAAUCACUGGAGAUCGAAGAGAAGAUCAACAAGAUCAAAUGGUGCCGGAGACAGAACGCAUCUCAUUACUUGCUCUCGACGAAUGACAAGACCAUCAAGCUCUGGAAAGUGUUUGAAAAAUCGCUGAAGGUCGUGGCCGAGAACAACCUGUCGAGUGAGCUCACGCCGGCCGGUACAGGCAACGCGAAUGGUGGUGGACCCGUCCGCUAUCCAAACAAGGCAUACAAGAGCGCUUCGGAGCUCAAGUUCCCGCGCAUGACACAUCACGACACAGUGGUUGCUGCUGUGCCCCGGAGAGUGUAUGCCAAUGCACAUGCAUAUCACAUUAACAGCAUCUCGGUGAACAGCGAUGGCGAGACAUUCAUCAGCUCUGACGACUUACGGAUAAACCUAUGGAACCUGAACAUUCAGGACCAGAGCUUCAACAUCGUGGACAUCAAGCCCGCUAACAUGGAGGAGCUUACGGAGGUGAUCACAGCUGCCGAGUUCCACCCGGUGAGCUGCAAUUGGUUCAUGUACGCCUCCAGCAAAGGUACCAUCAAGCUGGCAGAUAUGCGACAGAGAGCUCUCUGUGAUGAACAUGCAAAGCAGUUUGAGCAAGAAGAAGAUCCUUCAUCAAGAUCUUUCUUCUCGGAGAUCAUUUCCAGUAUCUCCGAUGUGCGUUUCUCCCAUGACGGCCGAUAUAUUCUCUCGCGCGACUACUUGACGGUCAAGAUUUGGGAUGUCAAUAUGGAGCGACAACCGGUCAAGACUAUUCCGAUUCAUGAGCAUCUGCGGCCCAGACUAUGUGACACAUACGAGAAUGACAGCAUUUUUGACAAGUUCGAGGUCGUGUUCUCGGGCGAUGCCAAGAACGUCAUGACGGGAUCCUACAACAACAACUUCAUGAUCUACCCAUCAGAAGAAGGCAAGGACACUGAAGUCGUGCUGCAGGCUGACAAGAGUGCGUUCAAGGCGAAGAAGGUCGGCAUUCCAACGCCAAUGAACAAUGGUGGGGCGGGCGCAAAGGAUGGCAAGAAGGGGUCUCGAGCGAGCAGUCCUGUGGGCGGAGCGCAGAGAAUGCGAAAGGAAACAGACGCGGAUCAGAUUGACUUCAACAAGAAGAUCCUGCACAUGUCCUGGCAUCCACAGGAAGACAGCAUCGCUAUUGCGGCGACGAACAAUCUGUUCGUCUUCUCGGCUUUGUAGACCGCGUGGUGCGGGACUGGCGCAGAGGCUGCGAUAGUGUGAUGAUGCGAGAUUGCGAGCGGAUUAAGGGAUUGAGUGUCUGAGAUUGAGCGCAACUACAGGCCACGUGGUCGCUACUUGACAGGCGGAUGCUUCGGUAACAGGCAGGCUUGAGAAGGGCGGCGAAGGGAGUUCGCCGGAGCAUAGGAUGGAUGGCCCGACGGACAGAGACAGCACAGCAAAGCAAAUCAACGAAGACGUACCUUAGAAAGC
Messenger RNA from Sphaerulina musiva SO2202, 2252 nucleotides. Its product is annotated as protein phosphatase PP2A regulatory subunit B. Gene Ontology annotation, molecular function: protein phosphatase regulator activity; protein binding. Gene Ontology annotation, biological process: peptidyl-serine dephosphorylation. The transcript has 4 exons. Gene Ontology annotation, cellular component: cytosol; protein phosphatase type 2A complex. NCBI's taxonomy places the organism in Eukaryota, Fungi, Ascomycota, Dothideomycetes, Mycosphaerellales, Mycosphaerellaceae. The coding region runs from base 558 to 2000 and encodes 480 amino acids. The record is from RefSeq and is a predicted model, not a curated record.